AUGGCGGCCGACGCCAAUCCUCGAAUGGAGCCCAACGACACCGAUUCGUCCAAAACAUCCCUCACCAGACUCAGACAAGGUAAAGCAAAAAAAACCAAUCGAAUCGAAUCGAAUCUAUCCGAAAAAACCCCCCGAUUAAUCGUCCGACAGGAGUGAUGAACGCCGAGCAACAGUACAACAAGAUCACCGACAAAAUCACGAUCGUCCGCGGCGAAAAUCCGCCGGAGAAAACCAACGAAUUCGAGCCGGGCAUCGACUGCGACUUCGAGAACGAUUGCCUGUGGCAUUGGCGGAAGGAUAUCGCUAAUGGGUUUUUCAUCACCUCCGGUUCCAAAGUGCUAGAAGGCGAAACCGGACCCAAAAGCGACGCCGAUAACAGCGAAGGGGGGAGUUUCUUGUUACUUCGAUCGCCACUAAAAACGACCACGUUCCAAGUAAACAGCCCGCUAUUCACUCCGACCGUAUCGUCGUGCAAAUUUUCCCUGUGGAUUUACCAGGAGAAAAUGCAAGGUUCCAUCAAAAUCGUCGGCGACAAAGAAGGCACCCAAUGGCUGCUAAAAAUCAUACCGAGCGACGACAGCAGAAAGUGGCGCAAAUACGAAAUGUCCGUCGGCAAAAUAUCCAAGAAUUUCACCAUCAUCUUGGAGGUGGUGCCCAACGAGAACGCCACCGACAAGGCGACGGUCGCCUUCGACAACAUCCACCUGUUCCAAUGCUACCACAAAAACGACGACUCCUGCUCGACGCUCCAAUACAAAUGCAAGGGCACCAAGGUGUGCAUCAACAGCACCAGCGUCUGCGACAUCACCAGAGACUGCCAAUACGGCGACGACGAAACCCUCAACUGCGACCAAAUGCCGUUCGGUUCGCGGUGCAACUUCGAAGACGAUUGGUGCGGCUGGCAGAACGUCGACGUGAAGGUGCUGUCGUGGAUCAGGCACAACGGGUCGACGCCUACCAACUUCACCGGCCCCAAUUUCGAUCACACCUACAAGAACGGCACGGGGAAGUACCUGUUCGUCAACAUGCUGGCCAACAACGCCAAGUUCGCCACCUCCGCCACGUUGCGCAGCGUCGAUUUCAAUCCGCCGCCGAGGGUGCACGGCAACUCGUCGUCCAGAUAUUACAAUUCCUGCGCGAUUCGUUUCUAUUUGCACAAGUUCGGGAAGCAUCCGAGCGGGUGUUCCUUGCAGGUGACCGAGCUGAGGCCUUCCGAGAACGUUUCCACUGAAAUCUGGUGGAGGUAUUCUUUAUUCGAGGAUCAGUGGAUCAGACAAGUUAUAAUUCUACCGAAUAUUACAUACAGGUACUAUCUUCAUUUCGAAGCUAGAAGAGGCAUCCGGUAUUUGAGCGAUAUAGCCAUAGACGAUGUUUCGUUGAGUCCGGAAUGCUUCGGAUUGAAUAUACCCAAAGAGGAAUUGGGAGAUUAUAACUACUGGGAUGUACGAGGCGGUUAUGAACCCAAGAAGGAAACUUACAAAGACUUCGCUAAUAAAACUUAUUACCACAUAACAACUUGCAAUGCGAAAGGUAGAUUCGGACCGACAGAAACCGAUUGCGCCAGAACUUACAACAAAACCAAAGUAGCUAUCAAAGUCGUUCACGAACCGGGAUUGACUGGUGUUCAAAAAUGGGUGGUACCCAUUACUGGUUAUUACACUUUCAUUCUUAGCGGAGCCAGCGGCGGCAAAGGCAGCUCCUCGAUGGGCUCUUCUCGAGGCGCCAUGCUCAGAACCAUACUGGAGCUCAAAAAGGGCCAGGAGAUAUUCAUGUUGGUGGGCCAGGAAGGGACCAGUUCCUGCGUAAAGAGUCUCGGUUCAGUGAGGAAUUCCUCUUGCCAUUCGAACCAAAACUUCGGCACCGGCAUCAGAGGCGUCUUGAAUAUAAGCAUCAACGAUAGCGGCGGUGGCGGAGGAGGCGGCACUUUCAUAUUCUUGCGAAAUCGCACCAAGGAGAAGAUCCCGUUAGCGAUAGCUGCAGGAGGUGGUGGUUUAGGCCUCGGUCACUUCAGCGUUGACAACACCGAACAACACGGUCGCGGCAUCGAAAAACACAAAUUACCUUUCACCGGUAAAAUGUACGGAACAAAAAGCGCCGGAGCCGGAGGCGGUUGGAAAAUGUACGACGGCCUGGUGGAUUCCAUGCACAAAGUCAUGAUGGGCAGCUCCCUCGAAGCCGGAGGAAUCGGCGGAAAAGCCUGCUACAAUUCCACAGACGAACGAGGAGACGGGGGAUUCGGCGGCGGAGGCGGUGGUUGCGUAUACGGCGGGGGCGGCGGCGGCUACGCCGGCGGCGACGCCCCUUCGGUGAAUUCCUCCAACGGAGAGGGCGGCUACUCGUACUUGGACUUCUCCAAAGCGCUGGCCCAUCUCACGAAGGCCGAAGGCGGCUUCAACGCCGGCCCCGGCUACGUCAUCAUCAUACCGAACAUCGACGGUUGCGAGUGCGACUACAAAUGCCUGGCCUUGGACGCCAUGAGAUCGGAGAUCACCUGCAUAUGCCCCCCCACGUGGAUAUUGGCCGAUGAUCAGAAGACCUGCAAAAUAUUGAACGAUCCUCCGUCGGAAGGGCCGUAUCCCACGUGGUUCGUUGUGGUUCUAAUAGUCACCGUGUUCUGCUUGGUGAUCGCCUUCGGGGUGGUUUGUUUCGUGCUCUAUAAUCGUUAUCAACAACGAGCGACCGGUAUAAUGCGAAGGAAAAUGGUAUCGGGCGCCGAUUUGCAGCUCGACAGACUGCGAAUGGCCUCCGACAGCAUGAUGACCGAAUACAAUCCCAACUACGAAUUCGGCGGGGUGGUUUACACCCUCAAAGACCUCAAGGAUAUACCCAGGGAACAGCUGCGGCUGGUCAAAGCGCUGGGUCAAGGAGCCUUCGGUGAGGUGUACCAGGGCUUCUACAGGCAGCGGCCCUGCGACACGGUGGAGAUGCCGGUGGCGGUUAAAACUUUGCCCGAGAUGUCGACCUCGCAGGCCGAGAUGGACUUCCUGAUGGAGGCGCUCAUCAUGUCGAAGUUCAAUCAUCCGAACAUCGUGCACUUCAUCGGCGUGUGCUUCGACAAGCAUCCGCGUUUCAUCGUGCUGGAGCUUCUAGCCGGCGGGGAUUUGAAGAACUUCCUCAGGGAAUCCAGACCGAAAUCGGAACGAGCUAGUCCUCUUACGAUGAAAGAUUUGGUACUGAUAUCGGUGGAUGUAGCCAAAGGAUGCAAGUAUUUAGAAGACAACAGGUUUAUUCACAGAGACAUAGCGGCUAGGAAUUGCCUGUUGACGACCAAAGGUCCCGGACGGGUGGUCAAAAUCGCCGAUUUCGGAAUGUCCAGAGACGUUUACAGAUCCGAUUACUACAGGAAAGGCGGUAAAGCGAUGUUGCCGAUAAAAUGGAUGCCGCCCGAGGCCUUCCUCGACGGCAUCUUCACCAGCAAAACGGACGUCUGGUCGUUCGGCGUGCUCCUCUGGGAGAUCAUGUCGAUGGGCUACAUGCCUUACACGGGCUGCUCCAACAGGGACGUCAUGCAACUGGUCACCAGCGGCGGCAGGCUCGAACCGCCCGCCAAUUGUCCAGGUCCUAUAUACGGUAUAAUGACUCAAUGUUGGCAUCCGGCGCCCGAGCACCGGCCGAAUUUCGGCACGAUUUUAGAAAGAUUGGGCUACUGCGUGCAGGAUCCUCAAGUGAUGACCGCCCCGUUGCCAGUUUUCCAACGACCACCCUCUUACGAACGGGACACCACCGUCAUGAGACCGUCAGGCUCCGAGGAGAACUGCCUGCAGGUGGUACCGACAUCCUCGGAUUACCUAGUACCGAACCAUUCCAACCCGAUCGUCUCCGAUCGCAUCGAAUCGACCUCGUCGGUGGAGAAACUCCUGCCGGACAAUUCCGACAGUUGGGAAACCUCCUUCAUCAUGCCCACUUCGAGAUCCACGCAACCCCUCCUGUUGGAUAACAUCAAAGAAGACGAGGGCGCCACCUCCGUGGACAAGUUGCUGUCGAUGGACGGAGAGAACCACAACAACAACGCCAAACCGGCGGAGUAUGGGUUGAAGUCGGGGGUGUCGCUGGACGCGGGGGCGCUGGCGAAGCAGGCGAUGGCGCCGAAUCCGGGCGGGAAGUACGCGAACGUCAACGCCGGGGAAGGCCCGACGAGCAACGGGGGAUUGUUGCAGAACGAUCCAUUCUCUAAUCGCGUCGGCCAGAAGCAGGAGGUGAACUGUUAA
Molecule: messenger RNA, 4208 nt
Organism: Phyllotreta striolata
Lineage: Eukaryota; Metazoa; Arthropoda; Insecta; Coleoptera; Chrysomelidae
Source: the annotation of a GenBank genome assembly